AUGAGCUCACCUCUUUCUUCUCUUUCUUUAGAAAUGGCGACCUUCGGGGAGCAAGCUCGGACGACGCGUUCUCAGGACACGCUCCCGAUGUAUACCUCCGAUGUCUUGCCUCCUUAUACCCCGCGUGCUCUAGAUACCCUUCAAGAACGAGAACGACAGCAUGUUCGCAACGAUUUUGUGGCCCCAGCUGCCCCAGCCGUUGCUCCCACUGAUAACCCCAACGGCCAGCCUGUCCCGGAGGCCCCCCUUUCACACAGGGCGACCGUCGCGUCCUUUCUGUUUCGCUCGCGCAAGGAGACCGUAAUCGCCCUGGUGGUCCUUACAUUCAUUGUCGUUGGAAUUUACGUCGGUUACAAGCAGAAGUCGCAGGCGACCCAAGUCUAG
Messenger RNA from Pleurotus ostreatus (oyster mushroom), 384 nucleotides. RefSeq lists its product as uncharacterized. The record is from RefSeq and is a predicted model, not a curated record. Bases 1 to 384 code for a protein of 127 amino acids. The transcript has 2 exons. Lineage: Eukaryota; Fungi; Basidiomycota; Agaricomycetes; Agaricales; Pleurotaceae.